Molecule: messenger RNA, 367 nt
Organism: Racocetra persica
Lineage: Eukaryota; Fungi; Glomeromycota; Glomeromycetes; Diversisporales; Gigasporaceae
Source: the annotation of a GenBank genome assembly
GCAAUUAAGUAGUAAAGAAAUUGAAUAUAGAGUAAAUGAAUAUCAAAUCGGACAACCUAAAGGCGCACUCACCAUUCUUGAUAAAAAAAAUAAUUUCAUAGGAUUUAUACUAUCUAAACCUAAACUUGAAAAAAAAGGCAGAUCCGAAAUAGUCUAUGCAUUGUCUCAGAAAUAUUGGGGCAACAGUAUUAGACACUCAGUCUUAAGCAAGAUGGUUAAUGAGUGGGGCCCAGAAGUACAUAGAAUUGGCUUAGGAGAAAAUUUUGACAAACAAAAUAAUCAAAGGAUUCAAGAAAUCUUUCAAUUCAAUGGCAAAGAAUUAGAACAAUUUUACACUACAGUCAGGCCUAUAAAUAUCACUUCAUAG